CCGAGCGGCAGGGGGCGGAGCGCGGGAGAGGCGCACGAUGGCGGCGGCCGGGCCCGAGGCGGCGCUGCGCGCUCUGGCCCCGCGGCUGGGACUCGCCGCCCGAGCGGAGCGGCUCUCCGAGGCCUCGUCGGCCCCCGGCCGCCUGGAGACCGUGCGGCGGCUGACGGGCCUGUUCCGGGAGGCGCGGCCCAGAGAAAUGGCAGAAGAAAGUAUGUUCCAGAGUCUCCUGAAAAUCUUGACUAAAGCCUCAUGUGAAAUGGAAUUGGCCUGCAAGGAUUCCAUGGAACUGACAACUCUAGACACGUGUCUGCUGCUUAUAGCCGAAUGUUUCAGAUGUCUACGGAAUGCCUGUGUUCGGUGUGCCAGGAAUCAAGAUGUUAUGAGGAAUUUGGGUCUGACUGAAGUGUCUGUCCACUUGAUCCAGUUGCUUCAUGGAUUAGAAGUUGAACAGGAAUCGUUAUUCGCUGCUUUACGUUGUAGCCUCCAGUUUCUUGGAAACCUUGCAGCAGGAAAUGGAGAUUCCCAGAAUAGCAUUUGGAAGUGCGCUUUCCCAGAUCUUUUCUUGAAUUGCCUCAAUCACCAUGAUGAGAAAAUUAUUACCUAUUCUUGUAUGGUACUGUUCACCUGCCUUAAUUCAGAGAAAGUGAGAGAACUACUGGAGCAUAAGAACUUGAAUGUAGCUCUUGCUGUUGUAAAAAUCUAUAGAAAGCAACUGGAGUCUGAAUGGUCGUUCUUGAUUGUUACAGACCAUUUGCUGAAAUGUCCAGAGCUGGUAAAAGUCAUGUAUGCCAAACUGAGCAAUCAAGAAAGGAUUACUUUGUUAGAACUGAUAAUGGCCAAAAUAAGUGAGAAAAAUUCAAUGACCAGUGAUGAAAUGGCAAUGCUCUUGAAAGAUGCUGAAUUUCUUGCGAGCCUUUUCCAGGAGAAAUGUCGCGAUGUGCUCAAAUUAACUUCCGCUGCAAAUACAGAAGAUGAGGAAGCAAUAGUUACAAUUCGGCUUCUUGAUGUUCUUUGUGAAAUGACAUCAAACAGUGAACAACUGGAACAUCUGCAGACUUGUCCUGGUUUGCUUGAGACAGCUGUGGAUACUUUGCAGCUAACUCACCUGGCUGGGAAACAGACUACAAAUAUCUUCACUGCCACACAUUCUAUGACAGGGGAGGGAGAAAUUUCACAUCCAGCUGUGGGUUUUAAAUCACACCUCAUUCGUUUGAUUGGAAAUUUGUGUUACAAGAAUAAGGAAAACCAAGACAAGGUUUAUCGAUUAGAUGGAAUUCCACUGAUCCUGGACAACUGCAGUAUUGAUGACAACAACCCUUGAUUAACUGGUCUAUCAAAGUUAUUGCAGUUUGAUAACAAUUGGCACCUGGAGAAACUGCUGUCCAAAGGCUUCCUGCCUGAAUGGUGUCUACUACAUAGACUAAGACAAUUGCAUUGUCACAGAGCAGGUUUCUUCUAAAACAUGAUUUUGAACAUAAUUGACUUUUUGUAGUUCUCUUAACUGCCUUGUGAAAAGCAAGGAAACACUUCCCCAUCUGCUACUAUAGAUUUUCAGGAGUCUGUAACCUAGUCUCCUAGUUUAAGAGGCAUAUAUAACUUGGAAAAGACACUUACUUUCUUUAGGUCAAUUAUAAAGUUAUGUAAUUUCAUAUUUGAUGACCAAACUUACUUUUUCUUGACAGUUGAACUCACGAGACUGUUAAAAUUCCUUCACAUUUACAUCGUGUCUUUCAUCCAAAUAAAUCCUGAAGCACAUUAAAAACUUUACUGAAAUACAUACAUAUGUUACAGAUGCAGCAUGGCAGCUCUAUAGUUAAGGCGGUGCUGUAUACGUUGAUAAGGAAUUAAAGCUCCCUGUUGGUAUGUGUAUAUAGUGUAUCCUUCUAAAAUUUACUGCAUGUAAUCUUUAAGCAGGGAAUGGAUUUUCUGAGAAUUUACAAGUAAAUGUGUUAAGUUACAGUUGCUGUAAAAUUGGUUCUUUAAAAAACUUCUUGUUCAAUCACACUUUUUUUUUUUUUUUUUUUUUUUUUUGGUGGACUCCCACUAGCAAAUAAAUUCUUGACUUCUAGUGUUUGAAAAUUGACGUCAGGGCUACAGCAAAAUCCAAGUCAUAGAUUUAAGCCUGCACUUAAAACCAUGCAAGCUGACUCCUGUACCCAUGCUGAGCUUCAUUGAAGACCAGAUGGCUCCCUUCAGACACAGAGGUACCCCUGUGCAGGAUCAAGACUUUAAUGUGUUGCUUUUGAUUUAUUAGCUAUGAGAAACAAUUCUAUCUGCCACAAUGUUUACUGACUAAUAUUUCCAGUUAAUAUUAUUUUAAUUGAAUGUAUCAUUAAAUGGAUACUCCAAAGGCUAAGAUUUAUUUUACAGUAAUUGUUUCUUCCCCUCAUCGUUGUGAAGAAAAUCUUGAGAGUAUGGUGCAUAAUCCAGUGCUGUCUUUGUUUCUGCAGACAGCCUGAAACAUACUCUGAGUAGUAUGAAUUGCCCCAACCUCAAUGGUGGUAUCAACUGUGAAACCUAAAGAUGGCAAACUAAAUAUCAGUAUUGUUAAUUAGCUGGUAAUUUUAGCAGAGAUCUCCUGCUAAUGAUACAUAGAUAUCUUGAUAUUUACACUUACUACAGGAAAUUAAAAAGAUUUUGAUGUAUAAAUAAUGUAGUUUAUCCUCCCCUAUUUACAGCCCUUACUCCUUUGAGUACAGAGAAUUUUCAAGUAAAUCUGUUAAUUAGUUGGAGUUAUAAGCAUAUUGCAGUCACUCCUUUUUUCUUUAAACCCUGCCAAUAAAAAAAUUGACAUUUGAGAGCUGAAAAUAACUUACUUAAAAUAUACUACAUGGGAUCUUUUAGUUCUAUUAAUAUAGAAAUAUUCUAUUUGAUAGUUUUAAAAGUCACUUCUAUUUAUUUUUUGAAAUUUAUUAUACAAUUGCUAAUCAAAUUUUACAUGAAAUCAAUUUAGCAUCAAGCAUCACAGCAUACAUUCUAGUUUGUGUCCUUUACCUCUGACGGAAUGGGUUGUACAGUUAACUUAUGCAGAAAUUGGAGAACAGACAGACAUCUUCUUUCAUACAAGAAUUACAUUAUGACUGAAGCACUUACAUGAUCGUUGCUUUACUGAUUGAACUAUAAGCAAGGACCCGCCUCCACUAAUUUGUUAUGGCCUUUCCAUACAUUUUUGCAAAUUUAAUUAGGAACCAAUGUUCUGUUUGGGGUGAUGCCAAGUAAGGGUAAUAGAUGGGAUGAGGAAACUCAAUUUUCAAUAUUACCUAUGGAAUGGCUACAGCUCUUUCAUGAUAUAUAUAAUUAUAGUAUUGUAAGAUCUGAGCUAAGUCUGCAUUGCAUUGCUAUUUUCAGUUCUUUGAUGUAUGUAGUGAAUCAGGUGGUGGGUUGGACCAAAACGCAUCAUCAUGAACCAGUGGCUUAGGGCACUGAACCAAGAGUCAGAAAACAUAGGGUCUAUUUCCAGCUGUGCCACUGAAUUGCUGUGUGACCCUGGGAAAGUCAUUCCUCCUCUCCGUACAUCAGUUUCCCUAUCUGUUAAAUAGGGAUGAUACCUCCUUCUAUCUACCCCAAAUUAAAAAACUUAGUAAGAGAAUCAAAGAAACGCCAUCAUUGCUAAACAACAAAGUAAAAGAAGUGAUUAGAGGCCAUUAAAAUUGGAAGUCAAAUUCUACUGAGGAAAAUAGAAAGGAGUGUAAACUUUGACAAGUCAAUUGUAAAACUGUAAUUAGGCAGGCCAAAAAAGAUUUUGAAGAGCCACUAGCCAAAGACUCAAAAACUAACAGCAAAAAACAUUUUAAGGUACAACAGAAGCCUGCCAAACAAAGUACUAAAGGAGCACUCAAGGAAGACAAGGCCAUUGCAGAGAGGCUAAAUGAAUUCUUUGCAGUGGUAUUCACUACAGAGGAUGUGAGGGAGAUUCCCACAUUCUUUUUAGUUGACAAAUGGGAACUGUCCCAGAUUCAGGUGUCAGUAAAGGAGGUUUUGGAACAAACUGAUAAAUUAAACAGUACUAAGUCACUACGACCAGAUGGUAUUCAUUUAAGAGUGCAGAAGAGAUUCAAGUGUGAAAUUGCAAAACUAUUAACUGUGGUAUAUAAAUCAUUUAAAUCAGCUUCUCUACCAGAUGACUGGAGGCUAGCUAAUGUGAUCUUUUAAAAAGGCUCUAGAGGCAAUCCUGGCUAUUACAGGCUGGUAAACUUGAACUUCAGUACCAGGCAAUUGGUUGAAACUAUGGUAUAGAACAGAAUUGUCUCACACACACGAACACGAUUUGUUGGGGAAGAAUUGACAUGGCUCUUUUAAAGGGAAAUCAUGCCUCACCAAUUUAUUAGAAUGCUUUGAGAGGGUCAACAGAUAUGUGAACAAGGAUGAUCCAAUGGAUAUAGCAUACUUGGACUUUCAGAAAGCCUUUGACAAGGUCUCUCACCAAAAGCUGUGAAAGUAAGUAGUCCUGGGGUAAGAGGGAAGGUCUUCUCAUGGAUCAGUACCUGGUUAAAAGGCAGAAAAC
This is a messenger RNA of Chelonia mydas (Green sea turtle), 4504 nucleotides long. RefSeq names its product ataxin 10 (gene ATXN10). NCBI's taxonomy places the organism in Eukaryota, Metazoa, Chordata, Testudines, Cheloniidae. Gene Ontology annotation, biological process: neuron projection development. The coding region runs from base 38 to 1321 and encodes 427 amino acids. The record is from RefSeq and is a predicted model, not a curated record. The transcript has 14 exons. Gene Ontology annotation, cellular component: cytosol.